AUGCAAUUCCCCAACCUCGACAAAGCUCUACAAAGCCUUCCUCCGCCCGCCGUCGAUGUCGUGAUCGAGAACAGUUCCAUUAAGGACAACGUAGUUAUCACCGGUGGAGGGCAGUUGACACUGAAACGGGUCCCUGUCGAUGCACCGAAUGUGGAUAACGGUACUUCAGAAGUCCAAUUGCCGGGCGCUUCAGCAACGGACUCGGUCAAGCAAGAUGGAAUGGGACCUUUGCCAACGAACGAUGUCAUGGAGGAUCGCGACAAGUUGAAGGAGGGGUCGCCUGUAGUCGAAGAAGGACGAAAGACGGGCCUUGACGAUGACUCACAGGCCACCUUGGAGGAGGAAGACGCCGGACAGGAUACUCAGAGCAGCACGUCCUCUUGA
Molecule: messenger RNA, 384 nt
Organism: Coprinopsis cinerea okayama7#130
Lineage: Eukaryota; Fungi; Basidiomycota; Agaricomycetes; Agaricales; Psathyrellaceae
Exons: 1
Coding region: 1-384 (127 amino acids)
Source: RefSeq, a predicted model, not a curated record